UGUAUAAAAGCUGCUUCCCUUUGUUAAGGCUUGUUUAGGUGCAGGACAGGGACACAGAGAACUAUAUUUCCCAAGAUGCUUUGCUAUGCUUUCGUAAUAGAACGCGACAAAAUCUGUUUCCUAAACAAACCAAACACGGAUGUUUUAAUUUAAACAUGGAGAAGGAACAGCCAAAAGAAGAGCCAAAGGAAGACUGCGCUCCCACCCAGCCGACAUCUACAGCUCCCUGUCAUUCAAAGAGGCCCAGCCAGGCUCUGUACGCCCCUAAACCGCGACGCCAGGCCACUAAAGACAAAGUUCAGACUCAGGGAGAAGAUAAUCCAAAACCCAAACCCCGAUACACAGACAAGGCACGAAAGAACGCCAAAAACAGGAAGGACAAGGCUAACACCACAGCACCUGUUGGAGAGGGAGACGCUCAGAGCAGUGAUGUGAAGGAGGAGAGGCUACAGGAGGCAGAGGCGGUGGUUAAUGGGCAAGAAGAGGCUGAAGCUUCCUCACAGCUGGAUGAAUCUCCUCAGGAUGAAAAAGCAGAGGAGGAAGAGGAGAGCUGGGAAACGUUGUUCAAUGAUGAUGGGGACUGUUUAGAUCCACAUCUGCUGGAAGAGCUGGCUGUGAGGGAGGGCAGAAAGAAGAAGUCGCUACAGGAACCUAGAUUUGACUACUACAACAUGGAGAUGGACGACGAAGAAGACAUCGACCUCACAGAGGACGAACUUUCUCAUAUUGUGGAAAUCUACGACUUCCCCACAGAGUUUAAGACGGAAGACCUUCUCAAGUUAUUUCAGUGCUACCAACAGAGAGGAUUUGACAUCAAAUGGAUUGACGACACACAUGUCCUGGGUCUGUUCUCCAGCCCCAUAGCAGCCCGAGAAGCUCUAAGAACCAAAAACCCACUAAUGAAGUUGAGACCACUUUCCAAAUCCUCCAACGCCACAAAGGCUAAAGCCCGCAGCUGCUCAGACUACCUCCUGCCUGCUAAAGAGCGACCCCAGACAAGUGCUGCGCUGGCUCGGAAGCUUGUGAUCGGAGCGCUCGGUAUGAAAAGCAACUUAACGAAGGAGCAGAGAGAGGCAGAGAGGAAGAAACUCCAGCAGGCAAAAGAACAAAAGCAUCUGGCAGCCAAACAAAGAGAAGAUGCUUGGGAGGGGAAGUGAAAAUGGACACGUCUUUUUUUUUUCUUUUUGAAAACUACUUGAAAUUCAACUUCAGCUCUUUUUUGUUUUUCCAGUCAUGAUCUGGGCAAAAACCAGGACUCAUUCAUGUGUAUUAAAGCUCUGAUGAUUUUCCAGCUGUUAUGGUAAAAUUAUUUUCUGUUCUGAUCCAAAGCUUUUAUGUGACUCUAUAUAUGUUUUAAAAGAGAUAAACUGUUUGUAUGAUGAAGACAUUGUUGAAUUUGAUGCCAGCUAAAGUCGAUCAUUCUAAUUAUUACUGUUCCCAGUUAUAGCUAACAUUUUUACCCUCACACCAGUGUCAGACCAGCCACUGCCAAACUCAAGCGUUAAUUUUAAAACUAUGAGUUAAAACGUAAUGUAUCGUGUAUAUUUUUGUUGUUUUGCUGUUCAGGUCUUGUAAAGAAGCUGUCCUAUUUGUUAAAGCCAGCUUACUGUUUUAAUUCAUUUAUGGUUUUAUCCCAGAUAUUAAACUUGUUCAAAGUCUGUGUAGAUAGUUGAUGUGUGAAGACCAGUAAGGGGAAAUAAGAGGCUUAACAAUCUCUCUUGUUUGUAAGCUUGAAUACAUUUUUUCAUGUUUAUUUCUGAAACAAAUGUGUUUUAGUUGUAUGAGUUGAUGCAUCAACGAGUGAAAAUAAAGCACAAACCCAGAUCAGA
Messenger RNA from Girardinichthys multiradiatus, 1829 nucleotides. It is a transcript of the gene r3hcc1l, whose product is annotated as R3H domain and coiled-coil containing 1-like. The coding region runs from base 156 to 1157 and encodes 333 amino acids. Lineage: Eukaryota; Metazoa; Chordata; Actinopteri; Cyprinodontiformes; Goodeidae. The transcript is spliced from 7 exons. The record is from RefSeq and is a predicted model, not a curated record.